AUGACUGAUCUCACGGGAACGUUGUCUGAUGUCUUGGUUCAAAAGCACUCCGCAAAGCGAUUGCACCAGCAUCGAGACCUUGCAGGCAAGCUAGAUUCGUUUCUGCGAGAAGCGUACCAAAUCAACAGAUCCAUCUCGUCGCUGUUGGGCUACUUGCGAGCCAUCCGCACCCCGUACCUUUCGACAGCUCCUCCGCCUCGCCAUCACAAACACCCAGGAGGAGCCGAGAGACAUUCCCACAUCCCGGGUGGUCGAGAGAAUGUACCAGAACAUCUCAACGACACGCAGCGAGAAGCAAUCGAUUCCGAGACGUCGUCGGUCCUUCGCGACAUCAACAAUAAGAUAACCAACCUCACGUCGGCGGUCAACCUACAACACGAGACGGCGAGUAAGGUCCUUGAAAGAAAAUAUGGGAAACCAGACGGGUUUUUGUGGCGGUGGGCGGCGGGCGACGGCGACACGCCCGACGCGGGCAAAUCACAAAAGCAACUCGACGAAGAAGGGCAACUGAAAACGACAAAGAUGUUUCGGGACGGGGUGUUGUGGUACCUGAACAAAUUCCUCAAGGACGCCAUAACGGCCCAGCAGGAGAUGGUUGAGAAACGACUGGAGCGCGAGCAGCAGAAGCAAAUGAGUAUACUCUACAACCCACGAAAUAAGGGUGUGCGGGUCAGUCGCGAUACAGAGACCGGGGCAGCAAAUGGUAGUCUCGAGACAAUGAUUCCCCAGCCGACUCAAGACCUACGUGGUCACGACGAAUACAAGCCCUGGACGGACGCCUCCCAGGGUGGAGUUGAACAAGAGCUCACGCCCGAACAGCUCCAACUCUUCGAGGAAGAAAACAGGGGCAUCUUUGAGCAUUUCAACGACCAACUCGCCAAAGUGACGCAGGUGGAAAAGUCGCUGAUGGAGAUUGGCAGUCUUCAGCAGACGCUGGUGGGACAUCUGAGCGUUCAGGGCGAGAUGAUCGAUACCCUGGUCCAGGAUGCGGCCAACACGGAUGAGAAUGUGCGCAGGGGAAAUCGAGAGCUGAAGAAGGCGAGUGAGAGGGGGAGUACGGCGAGGUUGGUCUUCUAUGCGACGAUGGGCUUUUGUUCGUUCCUGGUGGUGUGGGAUUUGAUAUUCUAA
This is a messenger RNA of Fonsecaea multimorphosa CBS 102226, 1128 nucleotides long. RefSeq lists its product as uncharacterized. NCBI's taxonomy places the organism in Eukaryota, Fungi, Ascomycota, Eurotiomycetes, Chaetothyriales, Herpotrichiellaceae. Bases 1 to 1128 code for a protein of 375 amino acids. The record is from RefSeq and is a predicted model, not a curated record. The transcript has a single exon. Gene Ontology annotation, cellular component: endoplasmic reticulum; SNARE complex. Gene Ontology annotation, biological process: retrograde vesicle-mediated transport, Golgi to endoplasmic reticulum.